This is a messenger RNA of Drosophila eugracilis, 1902 nucleotides long. It is a transcript of the gene Wnt6, whose product is annotated as protein Wnt-2. NCBI's taxonomy places the organism in Eukaryota, Metazoa, Arthropoda, Insecta, Diptera, Drosophilidae. The record is from RefSeq and is a predicted model, not a curated record. Gene Ontology annotation, biological process: multicellular organism development; cell fate commitment; neuron differentiation. Gene Ontology annotation, molecular function: cytokine activity; frizzled binding. Gene Ontology annotation, cellular component: extracellular region.
AGAUCAGCUCGGAUCAGAUCGGUGAUCAUGUCGCCUGGGAUUCCAACGCCGCAGACCGCCAACUUCCCCCUGACGAAGUUCAUCCAAAAAAUCCACUCAGCUCGAGCCGCUUGAUUAAUUCGCACACGUCAACGGUAUUCAAAUAAGCAUCUCGUGUACUCAUCGUGGCCGCAAUAAAAACGGCUUUAACUUUUACUACCUGCCAAAAAAAAACCAAAAAACAAAAACAAAAACAACAACAGAAACAUUAUAUAUAUAUAUAUAUAUACAGCACUCACUCACUAAAGCGAAAAACAUAAAGGAAAACAGCUCAACGGGCCAGAUUUCGGUUUGUUGCCGCUGCACUUGGCGGCUUCAAUCGAUAUGCGUUUGCUCAUGGUAAUUGCAAUUCUAAUAUUCGCAAUGCCAAUGACUGGAUUCGGCUGGGCCGAGGGCACCAACAUCCUUCUCGAUCCCAAUCUAAUGUGCAAAAAGACACGUCGCCUGCGCGGCAAGUUGGCCGAAAUCUGCCGGCACGACUCGGCCCUGCUCAAAGAGAUCAUCAUCAAUGGCAUCAACCUGGGCUUCCGCGAAUGCGAGUUCCAAUUCCGCAAUCGCCGCUGGAACUGUACUGUCCUGCGCAAGAGCAUGAGGAAAAUCUUAAUGCGCGAUUCCCGGGAGACGGGUUUUGUGAACGCCAUCACCGCCGCUGGAGUGACCUACGCCGUGACCAAGGCCUGUACCAUGGGCCAGCUGGUGGAGUGCUCCUGCGACAAGGCUCACAUGCGGCGAAACGGCGGUCAGCCGCAGAUGGUGACGGCAGCCACAGCAGAGGCGGCACUGGAAAGGCAGCAACAGGCUGCCAUGCUAAGGCAGCAAGCGCCUCUGCAGGAUCAAACUCCCGGCCAGCUGCAGCGGAUGAAUCACAUCAACAACGGCAGCAGCAUGACGGAUAUAACUCCGAUGGACAAUCGGGGCGGGCGGAGUCGAAGGCCCGGCGGGAGGAGGGGUCGCCGCAAGUUCUGGGACAACAUCAAGUUCCCUGAAGGCCAGUGGGAGUGGGGCGGAUGCAGCGACAACGUAAACUUUGGCCUUCGUCACUCAAGGGUUUUCCUAGAUGCCAAGCAGAGGCAGCGGCGAAGCGAUCUGGGAACGCUGGUCAAGUUGCAUAAUAACAAUGCAGGGAGAUUGGCCAUUCGCGAUGCCAUGCGGCUGGAGUGCAAGUGCCACGGUCUGUCCGGCUCCUGCACGGUGAAGACCUGCUGGCUGAAGAUGCCCCCAUUCCGGGAAGUGGCAGGACGGCUGCGAGAUCGGUACGACAGUGCCAGGAAGGUGACGCUGCGCAAUGACGGGAACAGCUUUAUGCCGGAGAGUCCGCACACGAGGCCGGCCAACAAGUACCAACUGGUCUUCGCCGACGAGUCACCCGACUUUUUGUGCGCCAACUCGAAGACGGGGGCAUUGGGAACUCAGGGAAGGGAGUGCAAUGUGACCAGUUUGGGAUCGGAUCGAUGUGAUCGACUGUGUUGCAAUCGAGGACAUACCCGAAGGAUCGUGGAAGAGCAAACCAACUGCAAGUGCGUCUUCAAGUGGUGCUGCGAGGUGACCUGCGAAAAGUGCCUGGAGCAUCGAGCGGUGAACACCUGUCUUUGAGAGGGCCAGCAAAGGCCAGAUUAUUUGUAUUAUUUCUUUUCGGAUUAGUCAGGAAUAGAAUUUUGAAAGCUUUCCAUUUCGCGUGAUAGAAACACACACACACACACACACACACAUACUUACAGAGGAAGUAUUAACUAACAAGUGAACACUAGUAUCUCUAAUCUUUUAGCUAGUUGUAAAUACGAAUUAAAACUCACAUUAAAUCAUACAUAUGCAGAUCAUGUAAGCCUUGUAAAUAGUCGUAAUAAAAAUGAGAGAAAAACUAAA